This is a messenger RNA of Cinara cedri, 6819 nucleotides long. The record is from the annotation of a GenBank genome assembly. NCBI's taxonomy places the organism in Eukaryota, Metazoa, Arthropoda, Insecta, Hemiptera, Aphididae.
AUGUUCUCGAUUAAAGUUAACAGAAAACUUUUGCCGUUGAAAAUAUGUUAUUUCCUAAUGUUCGCAUGUAAGUACAUAAUAUUAUUAUUACCUUUAAUAUCCACAACACGUUACGUAUAUAGUAGGUAUGUUAUUAGAAAAAUAAACAAAAGUUGUUUUAGAUUAAUGGUCGCAAAAUGUCAAAUAUAAAUAAAAAUAAAUAAACAAAUUAAGUUAAACAGAACUAGUAUUACGAGAUGAGUGUUACCGAUGGGCAUUGAAGGAGAUGUUCGAUACAUGCAAUUAUUUAAUCUGCAGGUGACGAUAAAUCAUUGCUAACGAAGUACAAUAUUCUGAACGAAGUUCUGUUAAACAUGUUUUGAAAUGCUACGUUAUUUUUACGAUUUUUUAUAGAAUUUGAACUCAAAACACGUGUAAAAUAAACUACUAUAAAUGACACUCAAAUUUGAUUUUUUAUUUUUUGUCAAAUGCCUAUAAAUAACUAAAAUUGUCAAAAUUAUAUCACAUAUAGAAAAUGCUUAUUCAGUCAAGUAUUUAAGUCACUACGAUUAUUUUUAGCCGAAUUACAACAAAACACGAAAUCGAAUAUAACGAAGCCGUUAAUACUGUGAACUUUCUCGUUUUUCAUAGUUUUCUACAACAACUAGAAAACGAAAUUUCCAGGUUUUUCUAAAGUUCAAUGAAAACUAUAAAGGAAAUGCAUCAACUAGAUUCAUAAUGAUACAACACGCACUUUCGCUUUUUUGAAAUUAGAAUUGGAAUUGGAGCAAUAUUUCCGAUAUAAAAUCGGUUCACAGAUACUAAAAAAUUGCUUACAUCAUAGUAAAACCUAUACAUUCUUCUUAACGCUCAAAAUCUAAAAUAUAUAUGAUUAACAUUUCAUCAUGCUGUAUUAUCUGAUGAUUAUUUAAAUCGAAACUGGUUGUAUUUAUGCAUAUAUUUUAUACUAUUUCAAAAAACGAUACAGAGCUUUUGAAAACUCUAGUUGGUGCUUUGAUGUAAUUAAUUUUUCCAGCAGUGGUUUUUUACUACAAAAACUGGAAAAACUGUAAAGAAAUUUACGGAAUGUCUUGUUCAUGUCAACCUUUAUUACAAUUUAAAAUAAUAUAAUCUUUAAGGUAUUAGUUGUAAAAACAAUUGUAUUGUCUUAUCAUAAAAAUAUUUAUAAUUUUAUUCGUUAUUACAUAUUACAUAUUUAAGCUAAAUAAAAUAAAUUAGAACAUUAGUUAGUAAGUUAUUAGAUUAUUAUUUUUCGAUGCCUUUAAGAAAAACGUGUUUUUUUUUUCAAACUAGUGUAAGAUGUGAAAAACGACGAUAGAAUUUAUGAAAAAAAUUGCAUAAUUUCGAAUUUAUUAUAACGUUAAAUAAAGUUUUAGAAAAAAAUAUAAUAACAUUAAACGGAAAAAAUAAAAUGUCUGAACAAACAUAUAACGUUAAACACUAAAAUUGUGUAAUAUUUAAAUACCCGAAAUCGUAAAAACGAUAAUUUUUUUAUAAAUUUACUACUUAAAAUGUAUCACUAUCUUAUAUAUAUGCCAAUCUUCAUACUUAAAUCUUCCUUGCUGAUAAAUAUUAAAAUAUGAAAUAUUAUUUUCUCGACAAAUUAUCACUAUGUAUAUUGUCAUCUAUAACAUUCAAAUUUUUUUUAGUAAAAAAAUAAACUUUUCAUUUUAUUAAAAUUAAUACAUUGAUACAUGAAUAGUUUCUAAGUAAUAGCCGUUUUAAAUUCUAUAAAUCCGUGUGAAAACCGAUGUUAUCUAUGGAAUGACUUAACCGCGUUAACUGAUAACAUCGGUUUUCACACGGAUUUGUAGAAUUUAAAAUGGCUGUUACUUAGAAACUAUUUAUCGGAUAUAAGUGUGUUAACACAUUCAAAUUUUCAAAAAAAUAAACUCUACAGAAUAGCUGUUUUAAAAUUUUCCGAAAAUAAUAAAAUAAAUGAAUAAAUAAAUAUUUUUAUUUUUACUAAAAAAAAAUUUAAUUUAAAAAUAAAGAUUUGUAGUCUUUAUCCCCGUGAGUAAUAAAAAAAAAAAAAAAACAGAAUUUGAUUAUCUUUAUUAUCUCCAAAGAUAUUUAAGAGGUAUAUCUUCGUGGAACAGCCUAUAUAAGUCACGUUGUCAUUAAUUUAAAAUAAUAAAUGUUAAACUUUGUCUUCCUUUUUACAGGUCGGGCAUGCGCCAUUUAUCUAACUCGCCUUGACGGCACGCCACUGCUAUAUUGAUUUACUCGCUUUACAUUUAACAUAAAAUUUAUUAUUACUUGAAAAUGUUUAAUCGCCUGUUUCAUGUUUUACAGGCUUAGCGCCCAUCAUCGGAUUUUUGCCUACAUUUGCAAGACAGUUGGGAUACUCAUUUACGAUUUACGGCGUGUCAAUGACAAUUAUAUACUUGUCAUCAACGGUAUGGACAAUGUUGGUCGGCGUCUUGGUUGACAAAUUUCGCGUGAAGAAAAAAUUGUUCACGGCCGUCUUGCUGGGAAUGGGCGUGGCGUCGGCAUUCUUUAUGUUAGUGCCGAAAGUGCCACUGGACGCGGUUGUAGAGUUGAAAUGUCUUUCGGAAACGGUCUUGACGGCCACGUUUGCGAGCAAUGAUCAAAAAUCCCCGGACGUCAAGCCAAACGUCAAUAUCGGCCUCGGCAAUAAGUUAAUGAUGUGCAAGGUCGGUUAUUUACCGAACAUUGUGUGAUGUGUAUAAUGCGCAUCACAAGUAUAAUCAUAAUUAUGUCAAACAUCAGAUACUGACCAGAACUGUCAUUUAGUUAGAUUGUAAAGACACGGUAUUCUACGGUGAGAAAUCUGAAGAAUGCGUCAAUUGGAUGGCGUCGGCCAACAACGGCACCGACGAACUGUACAAAUACAAACACAUAGACGCCACGAUCGAACUGAUGAACCGCACAGAAACAGUAACGAUCAAUUGAUGUAUUUCGAACGCAUUAUUAUAUCACACAUCCCCCGUUUAACUCUAAAUCGCGUUCGGUUAUAGACGGACGAUUCGUAUGGAUUUCGUUUGUUGUCCGCUCAAGUCGUCGGCAUAGACGCGCAGCUGUCUACGAACUGCUCGUGUCCCUUGAAGUCCCAGUGCCGUUUAGUAUGCAACGACGAGGCCGUGAUGGAAGCGACUAAAACGUACAGGGGCAACGUUCUCGGCUUGUACCAGUUUUGGAUUUUUUUUAUUACGCUCAACGCGUAUUUCACCAUGACCAUGUUGUCCAGUACGCUGAUUAAUCCCAUUUGUCUCGAUAUUUUAGGUAAGUACGGUAAUCAUAAUAAUAAUAUAGGAUAGGUACGAUAUCUAUUACACUGUUUUAUCGUUUGAUUGUAAUAUUAUGCAAAACCGAACAUCGUGGCCGUAGGAGACAAAUCCGUGGACUUUGGAAAACAGAAAUUAUGGGCGUCAUUCGGUUGGGGUACGUUCUCCAUACUCAUCGGAUGGAUUGUGGAUCUGUUCAGUUACGGACAAAGAGAAAAAGACUAUUCGCCCAUUUUCGUAUCGUGUAUUAUACUUACGGUAUUGAACUUGAUUGUAACGACACAAAUUGAAGUACGUUAUCUUCUGUAAUAUACUAUUUAUUUUCCACUCCUUAAUUCUGUCACGCGAAUUUUUUUGUUAUUCGUACAGGUGGUGGAAGUGAAGAAAUCCAAUAAGCAAAGUAUGUGGAAAACUGUGUUCGGUUUGUUCGCUAAACAUUAUGUGGUAAUCUUUAUCGCUUGGUCGGCGAUAUGCACGUUUUUGCACGCAAUUAUUACACAUUAUCUAUUCUGGUAAGUCAGCUAUUAUAUUACGAUACAAUAUGAUCAUCUUGCCUUUUUAAAUUAUACGUGUAUAAUAUACUUGUCGGAAAAUCGUUAAACCAUAAUACAGACGAAUCAAUCACUCCGUAAUUCGUGAGUGUCUGACGCUAGACUACAGCGUCCGAGUGUAGUAUUUACUAUGAUGAGUGGACAAUGAAAAAUUGUCGUCUAUAAUAAUGACACGUAAUAUCAUGAAAAUUGUCUGCGAACGAUCUACACAUGUUAUAUUGCACUUGCAGACAUUUUAUUAUAAUCUAAAUAGCUUUUCUCGAAAAAUCUCGAAUUUCCCUGGGUUAACCUCGAAAAAUAAACAUUAUUAUUAUUUUAUUUUUUUGUUAAGACGUUUUGAUCACACGAUGACCAGAAGUUAAAUUUGUUGCCGUCGAUGUAUUGAAUUUAAACACCUAUAGGAUUGGCUAGUAAAUUCGAGUUAUUCAAUAAUUAUAAUGCACAUAACUUUACGAUUUUUACAUGAUAAAUCAGACAAUAUUGUAAUUUAUAGUCCGCACUGUUAGCUAUUUGCAAUUUUGGUCAUUAUUCGUUAAAGUAUUCGUAUCGUUCUAUCGUGCAUUGUUUUGUGUGGUUAUUUUCACAUCGUGUAGUUUGUCUGAUGAUAGGGUAAAAUUCAUUGUAUAACGUAGUAAAACAAUAUUUUUUAAAAUACGAAUCCAUUUGAUAUGCAUUAAAAUUAAUAUUUUAGCCUUUUUUGAGCUCUGAUGUUGAAUUAAUUUAAAUUUCUUCAAAAUUAACUCGUAAUUGAUUAAGCUAUUAUUAAACAAAAAUUAAUUAAUUAAAUAAAUAAAUCAAAAGUCUAAAGUUCAGUAAAACUUAAAAUCAACUCAUCACUCAUUAUCUAUUAACUUACGUUUUAACUAUUUAACUCGUUAAUGUCCAACCAUAGUUAAUUUUUAGUAAUAAAAUAAUCUUUAGAUUUGUGUUAAUCACACCCGUGUAAGGUUAUCACCAAUUACAUAUUUUCAAUCAACAAUGCUAAUGACAGGCCAAUCAUAUAAAUCGAAUUGAAAUAGAACAUAGAGUACAAUUUUUUGUCUGCAUUGUCUGCUUUAGUAAGACGUUCUUUAUAAUGGCUAACCAAUAAUAUCGAUGACUAUAAAUAACAGAGUCGACAUCAUAGACUAGCUAUACACAAUAUAAUGUAUAAAUAUAAUAAUUGAUGGUAACUAAUAACUUUUACCUACGUUAUUUCAGGAAAAAAGGUAUAGUCUUUAGGUAUAGGCUUUCAGUGGAAUUCACUCAUAUGGAAAUUUGGUAGAAUUUGUGUUAAAUGAUUAUUGUAAUACGAGUAUUUUCACUAUAAUUUGCAUUUGGUACCCAUUAUCCGACUAAUCGGCUGGUCAUAGUUAAAUCCGGUGAAUGACAGUAUGCUAAUUUGUGAAAGAAAAAAAAAAUUGUCGACUUACCCGACUAAAUUAUGUACGGUACAGGUACAUGGAGGAUAUGGUGUCUGCGGCCAACGACCAAGUCCAACUAGCAUGGCUGAAAACCCUACAAGGGCUGGCGCAGGGCGUCCAGUGUUUCGGCGGUGAAAUCCCGUUCUUAUUCUGGUCCGGAUGGAUAAUCAAAAAGGCAGGAUAUGUCAACUGCAUGGCCCUGGUGCUGGGUACCAUGGCCAUUAGAAUGUACCUGUAUACUGUGAUCUCGAACCCGGCCUGGAUCGUGCUGAUCGAACUGCUCAACGGCGUGUCGUACGCGCUGGGAUUCGCAUUGAAAAUGUCGUACGCGAAAACGAUUGCGCCACCAGACACACUGAAUACGAUUAUAGCCUGUAUAACGCUUUUCGACUGCAUCGGUUUGUCCGUUUUAUAUUCAGAGUUUAGCGUAUGGUAUUGGUUUUACUAUGAUGUGCACUUUCCUUUGUUUUUUCCGUCUUAAACAACUUUUCGAAAAGAAAACUUGCUCCGAUGUAUAUACAGCUCCGACGUUAAUUUUUUCUAGUUGAUGAAUCAAGGAGGUCGUUUUUUGAUUUUCCAAGGGUUUCAAUAAUAAAUCGAAAAAUCCCCGAAAGAAAACUGUAUAUAAAACAACAGAAAUUUACGACACACCGCGUUAGUGAUAUCAUUGUUUUUAAUUUUUGCAACUUAAGUUUUCUACCAGAAAUAUUACUUCAAUAGAAAAACAAUACAAGACCUUCUUUCUUAUUAAUCUUAUUGGUGAAUAAGAAAGUAGUUUUUUGAUUUUCUUUGUAGUUUUAUUAAUAAUUAAGAAAUUGCCUAACCGUAAAAUAAAAAUUGACAAAUUUAUGGUGUUACGAUUUCAUUAUUUUAAAUUUUUACGCUUUUCUUUUUCUACCAAAAAUAUUGCUCCAAUAGAAAAGCAACAUGAGAUUUUUUUUGUUAAAUUUUUAACUAAGUUGGGACCAAGAAUAUUGGUUUUUGAUUUUAUUUAAAGUUUUUUUUAAUAAUUAAGGAAAACUGGAAAAAAAAAACAUAGACAGAACGGAAAAAUUUACUCAAAUAAUGCUUUAAUUAUUUUCAAUUCAUUUAUUUUUUUAUAUUGUUAUUCAGUUGAAAUAUUCAUAGAGACUUGAAAUUUGUGCAGAAAAUGUUUGAAAAUUGAACACAAAGUUUAUCAUAAGUUGUUGUAAUGAUAAAAAAUAAUGACUGAAAUUCAGGGUUUUUUUUUAUAAUUAUAUAAGUUAUACAUUUUUUUUUUCAAUUAAAACUCGAAAAUUUAAUUGGACGACUAUAAUUAUAAUAUAUUUUUGUGUGAUGUGUAUGUUUUUAGGUGAGUCUUUAGGGAGUUUAAUGGGUGGAUUUGUAUUCGAUUCGUACGGCGGAGUUUGGGCGUUUCGGUUUUUCGCCUGCUGUUCCGCUCUGGCGUGCUGUUUGAAUGUGGUGUUAAACUUUUUCGGGUUAACAAGAGACACAACGACGAUCGUUUUGAACAUUGACGAAAAACCAACGAAAACUGACGAAAAUAAAGAGACCUGCAGCACGGUCGAUGCUGAUCAUGGGCUUAAGGAACUUAAGCCCCCAUACUCUUCGAGCUCUCACGGACUUUCUGAAUAA